AUGGACCGUAUGGCUUGCUGCGGAAUACAUCGACGGCGCUCCGAAACUGCCAGCUGUGAGCAGUGUCUGUCACAGUUUUUGUUCCAGAUGCAACCAGCGGGCUGUAUUUUAAUAGAUUUCGUGAUAGUUGGCGACCAUUGUCUCGUCAGUAGUGCCAAUGCGAAGCUGUGUACUUUGAACAGCGAAAGUUCGCCACCCGAACGAAUGUAUGUGGCGCUCGAGCAGACACCAGUGAUACAGGGAUAUGGGCGAGAAACCACGGCCCGCAGACUGCUCCGGCUCGUCGCGAUUUCUCGUUCACAUCGACAUGGCUUGAAGGUUUAUGAUUAUGUGCCAACUUGGUCGCACAUUGUUAGUAAUCGACGAAACGCCUGGGAAGAAAAAGCAAAGAAUACAGAAGCCCGCGUCCAGAUGCAUCCUUCCUCGAAAAUCGCACCAGAAGAACGUCCACACUGGUACAACAAGGCUAACCAGACACAUAACCUAUGGCAGAAUGAAGCCAAUCGGCUAAGCCGGAGCGGAGCAGGAUUCGGCGACGCUACUCAGACCAGCUACGAUUACGUCCAUCAUGGUGAGAGUCGAAAAAGUCGCGAGGAAUUCGGCAGUCAAAAAGGACGUACGGAAUACAGUACUGAUGAUAGACCAGGUGGCAGUUACGAUGGUGGUUUUGUCUCACAGACUCAUUAUACAACACAAGCUGGUCGUAGAACGGAGAAUGGACAGUGGCGAGAAGGCCAGUACUACAGUUCUUAUGCAGCUAGCCAAAAGCAGCAAUAUAAAACAGAGCAUGGAGCGCCUACCCCGCCAGGCACCUACAGAAGUUAUCCUGCUGCUAUACCCAUCAGUCCACCACAAGCGGACUCUUCAAGUAAGCAGCAGCAACGGCAAGAGCAGGAUCAGCUCACAUCCGGCUGGCAGUAUCAAAGGUAA
Molecule: messenger RNA, 930 nt
Organism: Gongylonema pulchrum
Lineage: Eukaryota; Metazoa; Nematoda; Chromadorea; Rhabditida; Gongylonematidae
Source: the annotation of a GenBank genome assembly